UUAACAAUACCACACCCACUUAGCAGACAGGAAGUGUGCAUGGUUUCAUAGCAUUGGCGAAGCUUGUACUGCGCCAUCUCUCCUGUAUCCAGUAUCUCUGGAGCUAUGCUGCUGACUGAGCCAUCUCUGCUGUAUCUAGUAUCUCUGGAGCUAUGCUGCUGACGUGUAGCUAGGUGUGGUUGAAUGCAGAGGUUUUAUGAAGACGUGUGAGUGACUUGCAAAGCAACUAUGGGUAAAAGGAAAGUGCCAGAUCUGUACAGAGCCCCCUUUCCACUAUAUUCCAUUAAAGUGGACCCUAGAACAGGGCUGGUGAUCACAGCAGGAGGAGGAGGGAGCUCCAGGACCGGCAUAAAGAAUGCUGUGCAAUUCCUGGAUCUCCAGCUGGUUGGAGAACACCAGUUCAGUGCCAGUCUCCUUCACUCUCAUGAUACCGACACACGCGCCACCAUGAACAUGGCCAUAGGUGACGGUGUGAUUGCUGCAGGACAGGACGGGACCUGCUGUCUGAUGAAGUUUAAACACUGCACACAGAAGGAAAAAGACAAAGCUGCUGAUAAAAAUGCAGGGAGCAGCGCGGCGCAGGGUAAUGCCAGGCGACGAGCUGGGAAGAAAGACAAAGCUGGAGAGGAUGAAGCUGCAGCAUCUGGAGACAUGUCAGAUAUGAAGGAUGAGACGGCUCAUAUCUCUGUGACUAGUUUGGCUGAAGUGCAGUCAGACCUGAACCCCAAGGACCCACUCCAAAAGGUGGUCCGGUUCAGCCCUGACUUGAGCCUUUUGCUGACAGGUGGCACAGAUGGACACAUACGAGUGUGGGAGUUUCCAUCCCUGAAGAAGAAGUAUGACUUCAAAGCCCAUGAGGGGGAGAUUGAAGACUUGGAUAUGAGUCCAGGGAACAAGCACCUGGUGACUAUUGGCCGAGAUUUCUCCUGCAGCGUAUGGAGUGGCAGCCAGUUGUCUAUGAGUCUUAAAUGGCUUGAAACCAUGCCUCAGAUAGCUGAGAAGACUUAUCGAUAUAUGGCUUGCAGGUUUGGGAAGGUAGAAGACCAAAAAGAUGCCCUGAGGCUUUAUACAGUCCAGAUCCCCCAUAAACGAGACAGAAAACCUCCUCCUUGCUACCUCACCAAGUGGGAUGGCAAGAGCCUCCUGCCCAUGCUGACAGCUCCCUUUGACACUGAAGUUGUCUCCUGUCUGGCCGUCAGUGACUCUGGCACCUUUCUUGGCCUUGGAACUGUGACAGGCUCAGUGGCAAUCUAUAUCGCUUUCUCCCUACAGAAGCUGUAUUUUGUGCAGGAAUCCCAUGGCAUUGUUGUGACAGACUUGGCCUUCCUGCCUGACGUGCUGAAAGGCAAAAAUAUCAAAGGGAAUAAUGAAAUAGCCAUGUUGAGUGUAGCUGUGGACAGUCGCUGUCAAAUACAUGCUGUCCCCAACCAAAGAUCCUUUCCUAUCUGGCUUGUGCUGUUCUUCUGUGGCCUCAUGGUUGUGGGGAUCAUCGUCCUCCUACAGUACCUCUUUCCAGGAUUUAUUUAAAUCAUGCAAGUGUUGUCACAGGUCAGGGUUUAUGGAGCUUGGAAACAUCUUCACAUGACUUAUUCACUCUUGACAUCAGCAGCCCUCAGUCCAACAUCAAAACCUCUGAGUGCUGCAUCACAUCUCCCAGCUGAGCCUAUGAAGGGUCCAGCUGCAGCGCCCACUCUGAACAGCUUUUAUGGUGCCCUGACAUUCCUCAGCUCUUACUCAGGGUUGUUCCUCUCAGACCUGUAAACCCAGUGGAAUCAAACCAGGAUAAACUGGGAGAUUUUAUGUUGAUCUAUACCAAUUACUCUUAAUCUUAUUCGGAUUCAUGGUGGAGAGCAGAAGGGUUCAGGUUUAUUAAUCUUUAAAGUCUGGGAUCUUUUUAUUGACAUGUUUAAGGAAGAAUGUAAAACUAUAUAAAUGGUUGAUUCUUAAUGUGUCUCGUUUUAUUUUUUGUUUACACAUAGACACUUUGAAUUGUCCAUUAGUCCCUGAAUAACAUCUUUUUAUGUUUUACAUUGUAUCUGGUAGUGGGCAGCAGAGAGCGGACAGUCCUCUGGUAAAGGACUGUCAUUCAAAUAUUACAUCAUUCAUUUUUCUCUGUGUGAGGGCUGUUUCUUUUAAGAAUAUUUUUGUCUAGGUAGUAAAACUGAAGGUGGACAGGAAAGGAGGGAGAGUGACAUGAGUUGGAAUCAAACCCAGGCUGCUGUUAAGCACUCAGUCUUAGUACAUGGGACGUAUGCUCUACCGGGGCGCCCCAGUAUAAUGUUGUUUUUUAAUUCAACCCUGAUUCCAGAGGAAUUGGUGUGCUGUGAAGACGGUAGAUUAAAAAAAGAAACAUCACCUACCUUCAAUUGAAUAUAGUACAAACAUGGAAUUUUAUUUUUAAACUGAUUAACUUUUUUGUUGUUUUUUUGCAUUUUGCACAGCAUCCCAAUUCUUUGAAAUCGGUGUAUAUCAGCAAAACAACAUAAGUUUCUAUAAGCAUAUAAGAAGCAGGGAGAUGUGUAAACUUAAUGUAAAUGUUAUUACAGUAAGAGUUGGACAUUUCCCUUUUUUAUGAAGACUUAAUUUAAACAAUGACUGUAAAGGUUGCCUAGCAGAUGUACAAAAAUGUGAAUACAUUUUUUUAAAAUGAUGCCCAUAUAAUCGCUACUAACUUGAUUGAAGAAAUGCAAUAUUAAAAAAGGUAGAUUAUAAGGAAAAAAAUCACUUUUGGUCUCUGUGCUUUAUGCUUUGCAAUCCAGUCUGGUCUAUAAACUUUACAACAAUAAAAAAAUGAAGUAAAAA
Molecule: messenger RNA, 2802 nt
Organism: Centropristis striata (black sea bass)
Lineage: Eukaryota; Metazoa; Chordata; Actinopteri; Perciformes; Serranidae
Gene: preb
Product: prolactin regulatory element binding
Exons: 10
Coding region: 229-1527 (432 amino acids)
Biological process (GO): protein secretion
Cellular component (GO): endoplasmic reticulum membrane
Molecular function (GO): guanyl-nucleotide exchange factor activity; GTPase activator activity; protein binding
Source: RefSeq, a predicted model, not a curated record